Messenger RNA from Zychaea mexicana, 1941 nucleotides. RefSeq lists its product as uncharacterized. Lineage: Eukaryota; Fungi; Mucoromycota; Mucoromycetes; Mucorales; Lichtheimiaceae. The record is from RefSeq and is a predicted model, not a curated record. The transcript is spliced from 2 exons. Bases 1 to 1941 code for a protein of 646 amino acids.
AUGACACCGCUAGGGCAAAUCGGCAAGCAGCUCGCUUUUGGACUGUCGAUUGUUACGGUUAUUCUAUUCGAGGGAGAAUAUGACGAGCGACUGAAACGUAUCAUACCUGUUAUUGAUGCAGCAGAUGUAGCUCGUGCACCCUCAACACCUAUACCACCGAACAGUACCAACAACACGCCCACUAACAGCCAAGUGUCCAGCGACAUUUCGCAAUUGCACUCAUCCCCAUCUGGCGAAAACCAUUCAGCAUCAGCAGCCCCCAUUCCAUCACGCCCGAAGCGAUUGCGCCAAUCUCACAUACCUGUGCGGCCAUCAACAAUCCCCGCAUUCAAAAAGAAUCGGACAUCAUCUCUGCGCUCAACAAUUGUAAAAAAUUGUCAAAACGAAAUGACCAAAGCGCCGAAAACGAAGACAACAGCAGUAACGAGCACUAUUGGUAAAAAAGGAGCUGCCCCUUACAAACAGCCUUUGAACCCCGAGUUCAUUAAAACUGUGGAACAGAACUUUGCCACUGGAAAACCCUAUAUUGUGUGCCCGAACACACAAUGUAAGGACUUUGGUACCAUUAACAUGUCCGCUGACCUUAACACAGCUUUUGACCCCCCAGCCCCCACCUUCCACUGCAUGCAAUGCCGCAAAAAAUUCACCCAUAGCAUCAUGCUGGAACCACUCACUGUUGCAGCCCUUGAAGCAGGUACGUAUCAACGCCAACAACCAAGGGUACAGAACGCCUCUCCUUUGCAUAGUACCAAAAAGCCUAUACAAACUACAGCUGCUACUGAAAUGGAAACCGAACACGAGGAACAUAUCGACCUACCUGUGCCCCAGCAACAACAACAACAGUUUGAUGAAAACAACUGGGCCGAGCAUAUUGAACGCCUUGCUACGGAAACUGCCAGAGAAGAUAGUGAUCAAUAUGACCACCUUCACCCUAACAUGCCACAAUAUGUUAUGGACAUCCAUAAGCGUAUUGAUAAAACUAACAAAGUGGUCGCACAGCUGGCAGAGGCCCUUGCCGAAAACAGCAAACUAAUAAAAGAAAAUGCUACACUAACACAAGAACUCCAAGCAGCACGAGCAGAGAUAGCCAAGCUCCAGCAACAACAUCAACCGCAGCAAAAAGAGCACGCAGCUAUCACCAGUUCGGAGGACCCAGCACCGCAAGGAUCGCAGGCAUCCAAAUAUGCACCUGGCACUGAAAAACCCUCUUCACUACCAGCAUCAAAAACUACCCCUAGCUACGCCAAAGUAGCAGCUAAAGGUGUCCGUGCACCCAAGAAGCGUGCAGUUGCAGCAGCAGCCCGCCACUUGACCGAAGUUCCAGCGAACCAGGGAUAUCAAUUCAUCUAUAUCCCUUGCCGCCAUCGUAUGACGAUCACCAACAUGCGUGGUCUUUUGCGCACGCUCCGGAUCGAGAAUUCGCGUGUUUUAGACAUCCAUUUUCCCGACCAUCAAACUGCAGCUUUAUUGGUUCAUAACGAAUAUGCUGGUGCUAUAGCAGCUCGCCUGCUCAAGCUCGGUGUCAAUGUCAAAGAUGACUUUAAUCCCUUGGAUCCCAACCUACUAAAAGAUCCAAAACUAGCUGAACUAACCGUGGAAGAACGUACACAGAAAAUCACAGAAGUCCACCAUGGUCACAUACUUAAAGCCCUGGGUUUUAUCCGUGCACCGGUAAAGUAUUCAGUUGCUCGUUCUUUCUUUCUGGAAAAUUUGAUCACACAGGAAGAAUAUGAUGAUGUCCGUGGAUCAACUCGCUCUCGACAAACCACUCCAGAGGCCGAAGCUGCUGCAAUUGCUGCUUUGCAAUCGCUUGGCAGAGGCACUGAUGAUGACGGUGAUGCCCCCAUGGGUGAUAGCAGAUCGGAUAGCCCGAUCAUUGGUAACGAACAGCCUCAAAGUGGCAGCACAACAACUAACAGCGCUCAUAACGAUUCCCAAUAA